GAGCUCUAAGAGAUCGAUCCUAUCGAUAUCGAGAGACAGAGUCAUUCGGCAUUUGGAAGGAAAGCGCCUGUGUGCCCCUCUCUCUCUCUCUUUGAUGGCGAUACCAUGGCCGCUGACCUUCUUCAACUCCACUCGCCCUCUCUCCACAGCCCCACCAUCCGAACGAUCGCAUCUCCUUACCGGCCGUUACCUUCCAACCAUCUCACCAAUCGCCCUUUCCACUUCCCAACCUGCACUCCCCAACAAAUCCCAUCCCUUCAUCACCACUCCCACAAAACCCCACAACCGACGGCUGAAAAUCACAGCCGCCCACUUCAACUUCUCAUUCCCACUGCUCAUCUCUCCUCAAGAAUCACGAUCAUUGGGGAAUAUGGACCUCGCUCUUCACAGCUGGUGCAUUCGGCCUCUGAGAAGACGAAAGUGCGGAGCGUGCUGAGUGGCGCCCUGGUCAGCACUCUGAUGGCACUCGCCAAGACCAACCUCAACAUCAUUGCUAAUGAGGUCCCGGUGUAUUCUGUUGUCUUGGAGUAUCUGCUGCCCAUUGCCAUUCAUUUGCUGCUCUUCAGAGCAGAUCUGCGUCGCAUCCUGCAGUCCAUCGGGGUGCUGCUUUUGGUCUUCUUGCUUGGAUCAGGUCUUAAAGUCCGGUUAUGUAAAAGUGGAGAAGCUUAUGAAUGUCGAACGAUACUCCCAUGUGAUGCACAUCAGCUCCAUGGUUACGGGGGAGUUAUUGGAUCAUGUAACUAUUUGGGAUGUUGGAACAUAAUCUAUUGUUGCAAUUUGAUGUAGACCAGUGUAUUUGGAAAAGUUGCACCAGUCCUCUUUCUAGACCAGUGUAUUUGGAUGUAAGCUAUUGCAGAUUGCAAUUUGUUAUUGGUUGUGCCUAACAGAUGAAAUUCAUUUCUCUGGCCUAAUGAUCACAAUCUACGAAGGGAAACAACUUUUUGAAUUUUCUUUUUAUUUUUUAUUUUCCAAAAAAAUCCAAUUAGAUUAUUGUUUCAUGUACUUGAAGCAUUACUAUCAUUACUUAUUAACUUAAGCAUCAGAAACAGAAAAAUGAAUGAGAAUGUCUUAUUAACAUUAUAUUUGAGUAUUGGUGCAACUCUUGUGACAAUGUGCUUGCAGUCUGUAGUGCUAAAUCCUCAUCCUCUGUUUGUUGCAACUUAAAAGCAGUCCAUGGGGAUCCGUAUGUGCCGAUGAACACAGGACUUGCAUGUCAUCGACGCUGGUUGUGUAUCACCUUUGUAUUCUUUUUUACAAAAGAGUUACCAAAGAUGCACACUUGAUGUUUUUAGGAUUUGGUUCAUGAGGGAGAAGAAGUAUCUUUUCCGUCAUAGUUAUUGCUAAGUUUGUGAUAAAAACUUUCUUUGUUUUGUAACAAUUGAUGAUGAAGCUGCACGACAGUAGGUGUGUUGUCAGCUCUGCAGAUUUUGCAUGUUCCCUGUUCUGUAUAGCCUUUGGUUUGCUCAUUUAAAAUGUGGUGCUAUAUUUUGGUUUCGUAGGUUAGUUUGAGAAAAGUGUUCACAAUCAACAAUUAAUGUGAUUUUGGGAGAAGAAAACAGCCUUUUGAGUAAUUCUUAACUGAUUUGCCUGAAGCUGGUGCUUCCCUGAUGCACCAUAACCGUUGCAUGGUUACUACACCCCACGCAUCACGUAUUGUUAUAAAGAUUAAGCUUUCCACUAAAGUUGAAAUACCACUUUCUCACGUAAAGUAACCUGGAGCAUUUCUUGAAAGUCUGAAAAACAAUGAAUCUCCUUUAAAGUCUCCCAAAGUUUAGUAUUCACCUAAUUAGGAUAAAACUCCCACAUUCCUACAUAAGGUUAUCAACACCAAACAUUUACCAUAUUUGUAUUUUUCUAAAAUCAGUUUAAAUAUCAUUUCCAAACACAGGUUUCAGGAAAUACAAAACCAACCAUCCUUACAAAAGUCCUAGAAUAUGGGUGUAUGAUCCUUAUAGCCUAACCGGAAAAGAACAAUCUGUAAGUCCAAACAAAGGGACUCUGUAAGACCUUGUAAGCAUGUGACAGGAGUAAAAGUAUGUUCUGUCAACUAAAAUUUUGAAUAAGGCGAUAUUUAUGUUAUAUAUUUGUAUUUGGACCAACAUGGCAAAUUCUUUUGACAAUAUGCCGCGAAACAAAACUGAUCCAUCAACCAAACUGUAGUGUUAAAAUAUCUAAUUUUUCUU
Molecule: messenger RNA, 2183 nt
Organism: Magnolia sinica
Lineage: Eukaryota; Viridiplantae; Streptophyta; Magnoliopsida; Magnoliales; Magnoliaceae
Exons: 4
Coding region: 106-786 (226 amino acids)
Source: RefSeq, a predicted model, not a curated record